AUGAAGCCUGACAUUACUUUAUAUUUGAUUGGGGCGGCCCUCCUUGGGCUUGCGAAUGCCCAAAUUAAGCCCGGUCCCAGGCCUGCUGCCCCUGCCCCUGCUGCCCCCGCCCCUGCCCCUGCUGCCCCCGCCCCUGCUGCCCCCGCCCCUGCUGCCCCCGCCCCUGCUGCCCCCGCCCCUGCUGCCCCCGCCCCUGCUACCGGUGGCAUUCAACCUGGUAGCGGUGGUAUCCAACCCGGCAGCGGUGGUAUCCAACCCGGCAGCGGUAGCAUCCAGCCUGGCAGUGGAGGUAUCCAACCCGGUAGUGGUGGAAUUCAGCCUGGCAGCGGUAGCAUCCAGCCUGGCAGUGGAGGUAUCCAACCCGGUAGUGGUGGAAUUCAGCCUGGCAGCGGUGGGAUCCAGCCCGGCAGUGGUGGAAUUCAGCCUGGAAGCGGUGGCAUCCAGCCCGGCAGCGGUGGUGGUGUUCAACCAGGCAACGGCGGUGGCACUACACCUGGGUCCUGGGUCUGUCCCAACCCGCGCAAGGCAUACAAUCAAUCCCCACCAGUGACCACUCAAAUCUCCUGUCCUGCGAGCGAUGGAAGUAUCUACGAGACAGUUGAUGGCAGCUGGUACUACCUACAGUGCUGUACGCAAGGCUCAGCCAACGCCUUGUCUGUCGGUACACCGCAAGUCUCGAGCAUGGAGGAAUGUCUCAAGAAAUGCGCAGAUGUCGCGAACUGCGAAACUGUGUCGUUCGAGCCUUCCACCCUCUAUUGCAAUCUGCUCGACUUCGGUUCUUUUUCUCAAACCUCCCACGGAAGCCAGCUCCAUGCCUUCCCGACUUCCCCUCCGGUUACCAAGCAGCCCACAAUGACAACUCGCCGAUGCGCUACCACCUGUCCCGAGGGCAAUGGCCAGAUCUAUGUGAGCCCGUUUGGUGAGACCUUCUACAUGAGCUGCGGAAUGCGUCACGGCACCCCGUAUCUCAAUGUUGAGUCUGUGUCCACCCUUGAAGAUUGCAUGGAUCACUGCGCAGGCUCCCCUUCAUGCAGCAGUGUUGACUUCGACCAAAACAAGCGAGUGUGCUAUCUGAGCAACAAUGACAGUCCGCCAACUAUCACAGCUCCUCGAUUUGCCGCUGCUCACUCUGUAGGUUGCUCUGGAGCGUGUGAGGGGUGCGGCAAGAAAUCGUGUGGCGCACAACAGCCAAAGCCCGACCCCACUCAAUGUGUUGACAACCAGAUUGUUAAUGUUGGCAACCACCCAUUCCGGGUCAAAUGUAACCAAUGCUAUGUGGGCGCAACAGCACAAUCGGUCUCCAGGCCUGAAGCCAAAACCCACGAGGAAUGCAUGCAGCUUUACCUAUUGGAAGCUAAUAACUAUAUUGGAGCGCAUUGGUUGAAGAAUGGCGGAUGUCGUUUGAAGCCUGCUGGCUCUGCAGUCUCGGACCACGUUGACUGUGCUGCAGCCUUCGUGCCCCUCUGGAAGUGA
Molecule: messenger RNA, 1473 nt
Organism: Penicillium concentricum
Lineage: Eukaryota; Fungi; Ascomycota; Eurotiomycetes; Eurotiales; Aspergillaceae
Exons: 4
Coding region: 1-1473 (490 amino acids)
Source: RefSeq, a predicted model, not a curated record